AUGAGUGAAUUGUCUGAUUUGGAGAAAUUCAAUGCAUUCUUUAAUGAUGAUAUUGGAAGAUGUUUGAUAUCCUUUAUCAAAUCCCAGAACUGUCCAAAAAUAUACUUAAAUACUUUCAAUCAAAUCGAAGAAGAUGCUCGAAACAAUAAAUAUAAAGACACUUCAAAAUUAGCAGAUGACAUUAUACUAUUUUGCAAGAAUAUUGCUCAUAAUAUAGGUGAUUCACCAAUUUCGUAUGGCUUCCUUCAAUUUUCCAAAGGAAUUAAAGAAAAAUCACAGAAUCAAAACAAAAUACGCACACUAAAAGAUAUUUUAAAUGAUUUGGAUAGAGAAUUUAAUGAAUAUUGGAAUCUCCUUCCAGAUAGUUUACAAGAGCUUUAUAAUCUUCCAAGCCAAGAAGGAAACACCCUCCCUACAUAUGAUCCUGUCGUUGAACGUGUUCAAGGCGAGGUUUACAAUCAGGAAUGUAGAGAUUUUAUAUACAAAGGAAUCCUCGAGCUUAAAACAGACGACCAAAUACAAGGGCUAGUGGAAGUUCUAAAAAAGAACUGCGAAGUGGAAUCUCUCGCUUCAAUGGAUUAUACUAUUAAUUUCAAAGAUAUGAAUCCAAUAGCGGUUUCUCAACUUAAGAAAUAUCUAACAGAAGCUAAUAUGCCAAAAAACUCUUGA
Trichomonas vaginalis G3 is the source of this 669-nucleotide messenger RNA. RefSeq lists its product as uncharacterized. The transcript has a single exon. Bases 1 to 669 code for a protein of 222 amino acids. Lineage: Eukaryota; Parabasalia; Trichomonadida; Trichomonadidae. The record is from RefSeq and is a predicted model, not a curated record.